AUGGAGCCCGGGUCGCUGGCGGCAUCGGGGGCGCCGAGGGCCCAGGGGGGCCGCCCGAGACCCCUGUGCAGGAAUUUUGCCCGCGGAUCCUGCCGAUGGGGCCAGAGCUGCCGUUUUGCCCACGACAGGAAGUCGGCCCAGAUCUGUAGGUACUUCCAGAGCGGGUUUUGCAGCUAUGGAGAGCGCUGCAGCUACCAGCACAUCCAAGAGGAGCCGCCGGGGAGCCAACAGGGCCCUGAGCCCACCGGGCCCCCUGGCCACCAAGGCUCAGAGCGUGUCCGCCUGCGCCAGGGGCCGGCCCGGAGCCGGGGGGGAGCCAGGCGUCGCUCAGCCCCAGCUGAACCCAGCAUGACGCAGCUGACCUUCAGGUUCCCAAGCAUGCAGUUUGAGGAAAAUGAGGAGGAGGAGGAGGACAAGGAGAACAUCCCAGCACCUGAUAAUACCCCUGGUCAGGCUGUCGAUGGAGAACUUGUCCCUGCACACGCUCAGGGUGCCUCAAGCUCCAAACCAGGAGGGCUGGGACUGCAGCUGGCUCCCUCUGGUGCAGGAGAGGCAGCGGCGGAGACAGCGACGUGGGCUCAACAUGCAGAGGCAGCUGCGGAGCUGGGCGAUGCGGCGCGGAGGGCACGGAGCGAGGCCAUGGUGUGCGGCAUCUGCAUGGACCGGGUGUACGAGAAGGCACUGCCGGAGGAGCGGCUCUUCGGCAUCCUCCCCAACUGCGGCCACGCGUACUGCCUGGGCUGCAUCCGCAAGUGGCGCCGCAGCCGGGACUUCCAGACUGCGGUCGUCAAGGCCUGCCCGGAGUGCCGUGUCACGUCCAGCUACUACAUCCCCCACAAAUACUGGGUCUCGGAGGCGGAUGAGAAGGAGAAGCUGAUCAAAACCUUCAAGGCCCGGACAGGGAAAAUAAGGUGCAAAUUUUUUGUCCGGAGCCACGGCCACUGCCCGUUUAAGUCAGACUGCAUCUACCUGCACGAGUUCCCGGCUGGCUGGGCUUCUCGGCACAGGCGGCGGCGGCGGCUGAGGAUCCCAGUUGAGCCUGACCCUGUUCUCUUGGAGAGCUCGGACGAGGAGGAUGAGGAGCUCUACAUCCUCGAGUGGGCUCUUACCUUGGCCCUGAUGGAGACCGGCCAGUACUCGAUUUACGGUCCGGAGAGCAUCUUCACGGACUUUAGCGACUCCGACUAG
Messenger RNA from Rhea pennata, 1188 nucleotides. RefSeq names its product probable E3 ubiquitin-protein ligase makorin-1. NCBI's taxonomy places the organism in Eukaryota, Metazoa, Chordata, Aves, Rheiformes, Rheidae. The transcript is spliced from 8 exons. The record is from RefSeq and is a predicted model, not a curated record. Gene Ontology annotation, biological process: protein polyubiquitination. Gene Ontology annotation, molecular function: metal ion binding; ubiquitin protein ligase activity. The coding region runs from base 1 to 1188 and encodes 395 amino acids.